Echinostoma caproni is the source of this 372-nucleotide messenger RNA. Lineage: Eukaryota; Metazoa; Platyhelminthes; Trematoda; Plagiorchiida; Echinostomatidae. The record is from the annotation of a GenBank genome assembly.
AUGAACUUAAAUUACAAGAUUGCGUUCUACAAUUGUUUCUCCGUUUCCUGUCAGGGUGAUCGAAAUCAUGGUGAUUUAUGGCCACAAGAUAUGGACGGACAUCAAACUGACUUGCAUCGAUCCAGUAGUGAGGAAAGUGUAUCAACAAGGACCGGGGCAUGUAGUUCAAAUUCAGACAACCGUGAACUACCCAAUUCAUAUUCGGAUAAACCGGAGACUAGCGUGAGCAGACCGGAAUGCGAUUCUCUUAUACCAGAUGAUUAUUGGAUCGAGUGUGAAAACGCACAACAAGUGAUUGAAACACUGAAAACAGUCGAUCCCAUAGUUGGUGCACGCAAAUUGGUAAGAAUGGGUAUUGGUCCGUCACUGUGA